Molecule: messenger RNA, 2243 nt
Organism: Hydractinia symbiolongicarpus
Lineage: Eukaryota; Metazoa; Cnidaria; Hydrozoa; Anthoathecata; Hydractiniidae
Product: tubby protein-like
Exons: 15
Coding region: 168-1535 (455 amino acids)
Biological process (GO): protein localization to cilium
Cellular component (GO): cilium
Source: RefSeq, a predicted model, not a curated record
GAUUGUUAUACAAGACGGUUUGUUCGCAUAAAACAAAGCAAGCUAGCUAUAGCUAGCUACACAUUUUGCGUUAUUGUAUAAUUUAAGUGUUCAGAUGAAGUACUUGCAUAAUGUGUACAUCACACAAUUUCCCUUUAGACUUAGAUUUAUAAAUACUAACAUUUAAGAUGUAUCACCAUGAAGACGAAUCCGGAUAUGCUGGUGCUGUUCCAGGAAGUAUCAUGGAUGAUGAUGACUCUCGUGCUAUUAGCCCAUCAAAUUUACGUCAACAGAAGUUGGAAAAGGAGAGACAAAGAAUGGCAGAGAAGCAAAAACAAAAACGAUUGGGUUCAGGAAUGAUGCAAGCUAAUCCAAUGCGGGCUGGUGCAAGACCAAAAUCAGCUGGAAAACCAGGAUCGCGGAACACAGAGUCGAUAGGAUCAGGUGUUGUUAAUACAGCAUAUAUAUCUGAUUCAGUACCAUCUGCUAAAAAUUCAAUAUUGGUGGAAGACCAUGAUGAAGAUGGAAUACCAACAGAGGUUGUCGAUGGGGGUGUGAAAAGUAACCGAGUCUCCAAAAAUAGAAAAGAAUCUACUGACGAAGACGAUGAUGAUAAUGAUAUAGAAUCUUCUUCUUUACCUGUUGUUGAACCCAAUACCCGUGCUGAAAGACGCUCCAUGUCUUCCCCUGUAAACCAAGGCCCACCAGUGGAUAUUAUGAGACACUCAACUGUUGACAAUGGUCCAGCAGACACUUUUGUAAAUGGGGUGGACUUUGAAAUCGAUGACUUGAAUAAAUUUGUGUUGGUGCCUGCACCACAAGGCACGACAAUGAAAUGUCGAAUUACGCGUGAUAAAAAAGGAGUCGAUCGUCAAAUGUUUCCUACGUAUUUCCUUCAUCUUGAGAAAGAUGAUGGUAAAAAGAUAUUUUUACUUGCUGGUCGAAAAAGAAAGAAGAGUAAAACUUCGAAUUAUUUAAUCGCAACCGACCCUAUUGAUUUAUCAAGAGCCGGAGAAAAUUUUGUUGGUAAAUUAAGAUCCAACCUGGUUGGUACCAAAUUUACAUGUUUCGACGGUGGUCAGAAUCCUAAAAAGGGUGGAGUUCUUACAGAUGGUUCAAAUUUGAGGGAAGAACUCUGCGCUAUUAUUUAUGAUACGAAUGUGUUGGGAUUUAAAGGUCCACGUAAAAUGACUGUUGUAAUACCUGGCAUGGGAUUAGACCACCAAAGAGUAUCUGUACAACCUCAAAGUGGUAACGAUAAUUUACUAGAACGAUUAAGAACAAAACAAAUGGAUAACCUAAUAACCUUACAUAAUAAAACACCUGUGUGGAAUGAUGAUACGCAAUCUUAUGUGUUGAAUUUUCACGGAAGAGUUACGCAAGCAUCAGUAAAGAACUUUCAAGUCGUUCAUGAAAACGAUCAGGACUAUAUUGUCAUGCAAUUUGGGCGUGUAGCAGAUGACAUCUUUACAAUGGACUUUAACUACCCACUAUGUGCAUUACAAGCAUUCGCGAUAGCUUUGAGCAGUUUUGACGGGAAAUUAGCUUGUGAAUAAUGACUCCAUUCAAAUCCAUCAAAGGCAAAAAUUUCCAUGUAUGACUUAUAAAUUCGAAGAAGCGUUGGUUAUCCUCACAAAUUAUGUAAAGGCAGGCCUUUGCAAUGCGAGAGAGGUAUUUGUUGUGAUCAAGCCAUGCUGUUAUGAGAAGUAUUUUAAGUCAGUUUCGGGUUUUAUGAAUCCGCUUCAAUUCCUACCGGACGUUUUUUAGUUAAAAAAAUUAUUAUUCAAUAUUGUUUUUAACCUUAUGAUAUAUAUAUAUGGAAUAUUGUGUGCAUUGACUUCUUCAUGUCGUCAUAAUUCGCAAUUUAGCUUUGUAUCUGCCUGCACUGUUUCCAUUAAGAAAAUGAAUCCGCCUAGCUUACUAUUUAAUUCGCGCCUUUUUUGUUAUUUUUCUUUUAUAUUUCAUUAGUGCAUGGAUUUUUUUGUGGAGUCGAUAUUAUGACUUCCCUGAUAAUCUUAAAAUUAAAUCAAUUUAAAAUAAACAUAAUAUAAAAAAGAAUUUUUAUUUGCGCAAAUUAAUUAAUAUAUUUUUCGUGUGUCAAAACAUCUUGUUUGUUAGUGUAGAGAUUGUUAAUGCAACAAAGUUUAUAGAGCGACCUUUGAAUGUUAUUUAUGUUUUUUGUUCUUGUAUUGUGUGAUCUAAGAGAUAUAUAUACGAAUUGUACAAAAUAUCGGUAGAUUUAAUUAAAGAUUUUUUUUCAAUUA